AUGGCGAUCACCAAGAUCCACGCGCGUUCUGUCUACGAUUCCCGCGGUAACCCAACCGUCGAGGUCGACGUUGUCACCGAGACUGGCCUUCACCGUGCCAUCGUCCCAUCCGGAGCUUCCACCGGACAACACGAGGCUGUUGAGCUUCGUGAUGGAGACAAGAGCAAGUGGGCUGGCAAGGGUGUUACCAAGGCUGUUGCCAACGUCAACGAGACAAUUGGCCCAGCCCUCAUCAAGGAGAACAUCGAUGUUAAAGAUCAAUCCAAAGUUGAUGAGUUCUUGAUCAAGCUUGACGGAACUCCAAACAAGGGAAAGCUUGGCGCUAACGCCAUUCUUGGUGUUUCUUUGGCUGUUGCUAAAGCCGCCGCUGCUGAGAAGCAAAUUCCUCUCUAUGCACACGUCUCCGACCUCGCUGGUACCUCCAAGCCAUACGUCCUUCCAGUUCCUUUCAUGAACGUUCUCAACGGAGGAUCCCACGCCGGUGGACGAUUGGCUUUCCAGGAGUUCAUGAUUGUCCCAUCCGCCGCUCCGUCCUUCUCUGAGGCACUCCGCCAUGGAUCUGAGGUCUACCAGGUCUUGAAGAGCCUCGCAAAGAAGAAGUACGGCCAAUCCGCAGGAAACGUCGGUGACGAGGGUGGUGUUGCACCAGAUAUUGCAACCGCUGAGGAGGCUCUUGAGCUCAUUACCGAGGCCAUUGAGAAAGCUGGUUACACUGGAAAGAUGAACAUUGCUAUGGAUGUCGCUUCCAGUGAAUUCUACAAGGAGGACGUCAAGAAAUACGACUUGGACUUCAAGAACCCCGAUAGCGACCCAGAGAAGUGGAUCACUUACGAGCAACUUGCUGAGCAAUACCAAACUCUCGCCAAGAAAUACCCAAUCGUUUCCAUCGAGGAUCCUUUCGCUGAGGACGACUGGGAGGCAUGGAGCUACUUCUACAAGACUUCCGACUUCCAAAUUGUCGGUGAUGACUUGACUGUUACCAACCCAAUCCGCAUCAAGAAGGCUAUCGAGCUUAAGUCUUGCAACGCUCUUCUCCUCAAGGUCAACCAAAUCGGUACUCUUUCCGAGUCUAUCCAGGCUGCCAAGGACUCUUACGCUGCUGGAUGGGGUGUCAUGGUCUCCCACAGAUCUGGUGAGACCGAGGACGUUUCGAUCUCAGAUCUAGUCGUAGGCUUGCGGUGUGGAGAGAUCAAGACAGGAGCUCCAGCCCGAUCUGAGAGAACUGCUAAGUUGAACCAGAUUCUUCGAAUUGAGGAGGAACUUGGUGACAAAGCUAUCUACGCCGGGGAGAACUUCAGAACUGCUAUCAACUUGUAA
Molecule: messenger RNA, 1317 nt
Organism: Glarea lozoyensis ATCC 20868
Lineage: Eukaryota; Fungi; Ascomycota; Leotiomycetes; Helotiales; Helotiaceae
Product: Enolase C-terminal
Exons: 7
Coding region: 1-1317 (438 amino acids)
Biological process (GO): glycolytic process
Cellular component (GO): phosphopyruvate hydratase complex
Molecular function (GO): phosphopyruvate hydratase activity; magnesium ion binding
Source: RefSeq, a predicted model, not a curated record